Molecule: messenger RNA, 1827 nt
Organism: Colletotrichum truncatum
Lineage: Eukaryota; Fungi; Ascomycota; Sordariomycetes; Glomerellales; Glomerellaceae
Product: Versicolorin B synthase 2
Molecular function (GO): flavin adenine dinucleotide binding; oxidoreductase activity, acting on CH-OH group of donors
Source: RefSeq, a predicted model, not a curated record
AUGACAGCAUCGCAAGGUCUUGACGCAGUCUUCGACUACAUCAUCGUUGGCGGCGGGACAGCUGGCUUAGUCGUUGCCUCCCGACUCAGCGAGGACUCUGAUGUUCGAGUCCUCGUAAUAGAAGCUGGAGCCGACCAGAGCACCAAUCCUCUGGUUCUGACACCAGGUUUGGUGGCUGGGGUCUACGGGAAGGACGAGUAUGACUGGAACUUCACUUCGGUUCCCCAGCCCAACCUGAACAACAGGCGCGUCAACCAGCCUCGGGGUAAGAUGCUAGGUGGAAGUUCCGCCUUGAAUUUCAUGUUGAUGCUUUAUCCUUCGAGGAACGUCAUGAACGCUUGGGGAUCGCUUGGCAAUGAGGGUUGGGAUUUCGAUUCUCUUGCGCCGUAUUUCCGCAAGUUCGCCACUGACCAUCCUCCGCCACAAUCUGCAAAGGACGUAGUUGGGCUAGAUUACCAUGAUCCAACGCUUAGUGGAAAUGGGCCGUUACAAGUGUCUUUUGGAGAGGGAUACAAUCCCAUGAAUGCGGCAUGGAUGGGCACCUUCGCUAACCUUGGUCUCGGCGUAACGGGUGAUCCUCGCAGCGGCAAGGCUUUUGGAGCCUUCCAGAAUCCUUGCAGUAUCGACCCAAAAACUAAAACGCGAAGCUAUGCAGCCAGCGCAUACUACACGUCCGAGGUUGCGAAGCGGCCGAAUCUCGUUGUGGUGACUGAAGCAGUAGUCAAAAAGAUCAACUUCGAUACCGCCAAUGGUGAUGUUGUGGCGACGGGAGUGCAAGUUGUUGCCAAGGAUGGGCAAGAAAAGACUGUUUCGGCCAAAAUCGAAGUUGUACUUUCUGCUGGCACAUUCCAUACGCCCCAGCUUCUGGAACUGUCUGGUGUUGGCGGCAAACAACUCCUCGAUACUUACAAUAUCCCGGUUGUCAUUGACAACCCCAACGUAGGCGAGAACGUUCAAGAUCAUCCCAUCGUCUGCCAAAGCUUCGAGGUCAAUGAUGGAGUUCCGUCCGGAGACGGUCUUCGGGAUGGAAAUAUCCUCAAUGCUGUUGUGGGCCAGUACCAAGCGACCCGCGAGGGCCCAAUGGGCCAGAGCAUUAUCAGUGCAGCUUACACACCACUUGCUGAUGCCAAUGGUAUCGUUUCCGAUGACGAGAAGAAGCAGCUGUUUGCGAAUCACACAGAUCAGCUGAGCUCGCCUUCGGCGAAGAUUGUGCAAUCCCUCGUGCAGUCAUCCACCGAACCGAGCACCGAAUAUCUUCUUUUUCCAUCCCAGAUUACCAUUAGUGAUCAUCCCAAAAACAUGGCCGAGUAUAUACUUCCUUCACUCCCCGAGAACUACAUCACCGUCAUGACGAUUCUCAACCACCCUUUCUCGCGCGGAACGGUUCAUAUCACUAGCCCUGACUACAAAGUGCUCCCGGUUUGGGAUCCACGAUACAACUCAAACACGCUAGAUCUGGAGCUGCUAGCGCGCAACGUGCAGUUCGUCGAGCGAAUCGUGGGAACCGAACCAUUCGGUAACCUUCUGAAACCUGGAGGCAAGCGUUUGCCGGAAAUCAAGGGCGACGACCUCGAAAGUGCCAAAGACAUCGUGCGCCAGCGACAGAUAUCCGUUUUCCAUGUUUCGGGCAGUUGCGCAAUGAUGCCAAGAGAGCAGGGCGGCGUUGUCGAUGCGAGGCUGCGUGUUUACGGAGCGAAGAACCUUCGUAUCGUCGAUGCUAGCAUCUUCCCAAUUGAGCCUUUAGGGAACAUCCAAAGCACUGUGUAUGCGGUUGCAGAAAAGGCAGCGGAUAUCAUUAAGGAAGACAGAACAACCGGAAGGAAAUAG